Molecule: messenger RNA, 5167 nt
Organism: Ctenopharyngodon idella (grass carp)
Lineage: Eukaryota; Metazoa; Chordata; Actinopteri; Cypriniformes; Xenocyprididae
Gene: sec31b
Product: SEC31 homolog B, COPII coat complex component
Exons: 26
Coding region: 165-3758 (1197 amino acids)
Biological process (GO): endoplasmic reticulum organization; COPII-coated vesicle cargo loading; endoplasmic reticulum to Golgi vesicle-mediated transport
Cellular component (GO): endoplasmic reticulum exit site; COPII vesicle coat
Molecular function (GO): structural molecule activity; protein binding
Source: RefSeq, a predicted model, not a curated record
UAGACUUUUAAUCGUUUCGUAAAUACUGUCCCUCGCCAGCUGCCGUACUGGACUACAAUUCCGCACCGGACUACAUUCUCCAUGAGUGACGCGAGGAGCGCCGCUGAACUCUCAUCAACACACAAACGAGACGAAAAAUCACAAACAACCGAGUUUGGAGGAAGAUGAGGGUGAAGGAGAUUCUCAGGACGGCGGCACAGGCAUGGAGUCCUGCGAAACAGCAUCCCGCAUACCUGGCCUUAGGCACCGCAGCGCAGCAGUUAGACGCGUCGUUCAACACCAGCUCUGCUCUGGAGAUCUUUGAGAUGGAUUUUGCUGAUACAUCCAUGGAGAUGAAGCUCAGAGGAACUCUGCCCACCUCCAACAGGUUUCACAGUCUGAUCUGGGUGGCGUUUGAUAUGGACGUCACGUCGGGUUCAUCGGGGCGGCUCAUCGGAGGUUGCGAGAACGGAAGCGUGACCGUCUUCGGGCCGGAUGCCAUUCUUGCCGCGGGAGAGGACACCGUGAUUGGACAGUCCAACAAACACACGGGGCCUGUGCGCGCCCUCGACUACAACCGCUUCCAGAGUAAUCUCAUCGCGUCGGGAGCCAAUGAUUCAGAAAUAUACAUCUGGGACUUGAAUAACUUCAGUAAUCCGAUGACACCGGGCACAAAGUCACAGCCAGCGGAGGACGUCAGCGUGGUGGCGUGGAACAGUCAGGUGCCGCAUAUACUGGCAUCCGCCAACCCUAGCGGGAAAGCCGUCGUCUGGGAUCUGAGGAAGAACGAGCCCAUCAUCAAAAUCAGUGACCACAGCAACAGGAUGCACUGCUCUGGGAUGUUGUGGCAUCCAGAUGUGGCCACUCAGCUGGUUCUGGCAUCAGAGGACGACAGACUUCCUGUGAUACAGAUGUGGGACCUCCGUUUUGCGACCUCGCCACUUAAAGUCCUGGAGAAUCACACCAGAGGAAUUCUGUCCAUCUCAUGGUGUCAAGCCGAUCCAGAGCUUCUGCUGAGCAGCGGAAAAGACAACCGCAUCCUGUGCUGGAACCCAAACACCGGAGAGGUGAUUUACGAGCUGCCAACAGCCAAUCAGUGGUGUUUCGAUGUGCAAUGGUGUCCUCGUAACCCCGCCCUCCUGUCAGCCGCAUCAUUUGAUGGGCGGAUCAGUGUGUACUCUGUUAUGGGUGGGCGUCUUCAACAGCAUCAGCACAGCACGGUGGACCAGAUCUCAGCUUCGUUUGACACCAACGACCCAUUUGGAACAGGUCAAACUCUUCCGCCUCUGCAGGUUCCUCAACCCGCAGUCGAGACCACCAUCAUUCCUCCGCUAACAAAGCCGCCCAAGUGGGUGCGAAGGCCUGUAGGCGCCUCAUUCGCUUUCGGUGGGAAGCUGGUGACAUUUGAGAACCCUAAAGUGCAGCCGCACCCUCGACAGGUUCAGGUGAGUCAGGUGACCACAGAGACGGAGUUCCUCCAGCGCUCCACUGAGCUACAGGCCACUCUGCAGUCCGGAUCCUUCACCAACUACUGCAACAGUAAGAUCAUGAGCGCCCCCUCUGACGCGGAGCAGGACAUAUGGAGGUUCCUGAUGGUGAAUUUUGAAGAUGAAGCACGCGUGAAGUUUUUGCGGCUGCUGGGCUUCAGUAAAGACGAGCUGCAGAGGAAGAUCUCUGCGUGUUUGGGGAGGAAGCUUCAACCCAACGGUUUAGAUGUGAAUGAUCUGGCUGAGAAGAUGCAGACUCUUUCUGAUCAGAGAGCAGAUGAGUCUGCAGACGGUUUGUCCGGCCAUGAGUCUCCUGCUGAUUUCUUUCGUCAACUACCAAAGAAAGAGAAAGAAAAAGAGCCCUUCCAGAUCCCCGUAUCCUCAGAUACGGACGGUUUGAUCAGUCAGGCUCUGUUAGUGGGGAACUUCGAGGGCGCGGUGGAUCUGUGCUUGAAUGACGGCCGUUUUGCCGAGGCCAUCCUCCUGUCAAUCAGCGGAGGGGAGGAGCUACUGAAGAAGACCCAGCAACGCUACCUCAACCAACAGACCAACAGUGUCUCCAUGCUGAUCUCGUCAGUGGUGACGCAGAACUGGUGUAAUAUCGUCCAGAGCUGUGAGCUGGAGAACUGGAAGGAGGCGUUGGCGGCCCUGCUGACCUACGCUAACCCGGAGGAGUUCGCUCCAUUUUGCGAUACUCUGGGUGCUCGUCUGGAGGCUGAAGGCACAGAGAAACGCUGUCUGCAGGCCUGUCUGUGCUUCAUCUGCUCUGGGAACAUCGAGCGUCUGGUGGAGUGCUGGACGUCACAGAGAGACUGCUCGUCUCCGCUCGCGCUGGAGGACCUGGUGGAGAAGGUGAUGAUCCUGCGCAAGUCGAUCGAGCGUCUGCGUAACAGUGAGGUGUGCGUUCGGAGCUCAGCGCUGACGGAGAAACUCAUCCAUUACUCCAGCAUACUGGCAUCACAGGGCAGCUUGAGUACCGCGCUCAACUACCUGCCCGAUGACUCCGACCAGGUUGGUGUCCGGAUGUUGAGAGACAGACUAUCGCAUGCAAAGGGUGAAGCUCUGCAGAGACAGCAGCUGUCUGCACCAGCAGGAGGCGCUACAGCAGCUCCGAACACACACACUCCUCCAGCACACACGCAGGGGUCGUACCCGUCCACACUCCCUCCUCAGAUGCCUCAUGUCGCGCCCCGUCUCUUCACCCCUCAGACCCUUCCUGAUUCUGCUCCGCCUCCUGCUGGAGCUCCACGGCCCGGCCUGAGACCAGCCUACCCACAACACCCUGCCACAGCGCCGGGUUUCCCUCCCUCUCAGCCGUUUCCUCAGUCCGGGCCUCUCGGUGGUCCUGUGGGAUUCAUGUCAGGCCCGUCGAUGCCCUCCUCCAGCCUGGCGGGUCCUUCAGUGCCGCCCUCCUCUCCACCGGGACCCAUGAUGCCCCCUCCACCUGCCCCAGGGUUCAUCUCACCCACUUCUCUACCAGGCGGCCCAAUGCCCUUUUACCCAGGCGCUCCGCACACGCAGGGCCCCGUGCCACCGCCCAGCGGGAUGUAUCCACCUCUGGGAGCGGUUUAUCCUCAGGGCGGCCCCGGCGCUCCAGCAGCCAAGAGCUUCAGCGGCGCCAUCCCACCUCCACCGACAGGUACAUGUGGUGCCGGACAAACGCUUGGAAUGAUGUUUUUGAAUGACGUCUCUUCAGGAAGAUCAUGUACUCUUCAUCAUGUUGUUCCUGACAUGUCUGCUCAGGACGGGUGGAACGACCCUCCAGCUGUUCGCGCAGGACAACGCAAGAAAAAGCUGCCAGAGAACUACACUCCACCUGCUCCGAUCACCGCACCGGUGAUGGGCUUCCCUACGGAGGCUCCUGUGCCGCAGGACCGAGUCCAGGUGCCGCCCGGAGCCCCUCAGGAGCCCAACAUACAGUCUUUACAGCAGCUUCCCGCCGAGCGAGUGGAGCAGAAGGAGAUACCUGCUGAACACAUGAUCAUCAAGACCACCUUCAGCAGCCUGGUGCAGCGCUGUCAGCUGGCCGCCGCAGACCCGCAAACGAAGCGCAAACUUGACGAUGCCUCCAAACGACUUGAAAGCCUGUACGACAAACUCCGAGAGCAUGCGCUCUCUCCCAGCAUCCUCAGCGGCCUGCACGAGAUCAGCCGCUGCGUCAACAGCCGCAACUAUCUGCAGGGUCUGGAGGUUCACACGCAGGUCGUGAGCAGCAGCAACUUCAGCGAGAUCUCCGCCUUCAUGCCCGUCCUCAAGAUGCUCAUGACCAUCGGCAACAAACUGGCCGUGUGACACCGCUUUCUGAACUCUGCUUUAAGAAUGAAUACAGCGUUAAUAUCCCACGGCUUUAUGUUGCGUUUGGUGUUUUCCUUCAUGCAAUGGGCCUUAUUUAUCCAACACAAGCAGAACGACUGUUCAGAAAACUAUUAGUGCGUAAUUUGUGUUGAAUUGAAUGCAAGAAUUUGUGCAAAUUGUUGCAUUGAAUUCAAUGUGAGAGUCUUAAGAACACGAGCAGGAACAGUUUAAGAAUAACCCUUAAUACUGUUUAAAUUGUCGCGUUCGAUUCAGUUUGAGUGAGAACACAAGCAUCUGUGCGUAAUUCGUCGUAAAAACGUUGCGUAAUAUGUGUUGAAUUGAACGCAACAGUUGCCUAAGAAUAGGCCUUAAUACUUAAUUUUGUUUAAAUCAUUCGUAAAAAUCAUUCUUACGUAAAUUGUUGCUUUCAAUUCAGUGUGAGACUGUACGAACGGGUCUUCGUCGAGAAACAUGAACAGAACGAUUCAAGCACAGAUUCGUUCUGAACGCGUUUCAUGAAUGAGGCCCGGUGGGUUUUUUAUUAUUAAAAAUCUGACGCUGUCUGUAGUUCGGUCAUUGUGAUGAUUGAUUGAUUGAUUGAUUGUUAGUGGACGAGGAGGUUCAUUAUUGACUGACUGAUGAAUUGCGGGGAUGAUUUUCUUGAUAGUUCGUUUGUGUGAAGGGUUGUUUUAUAUUUGCACUUGAUGCUUGAACCGCAUUGCUGUUUAUCCUCCAAACACUCCUGUAGAAAAGUGUGAAGCUUCUCCAGAUGUUCUUCAUAAAGGACUGAAUUCUGCUCUGAUGUGGUUCUCGACAUUUAUAGAGAUGGAAACAUGUAAGACUUUGGGCUGAAAAGCUGUCAAGAACACGUCCAGGACUAAAUCAAAUGAAGAAAAUCAAGCCUGUUUUUGUUUUGCAUUAUGGCAUUUUGAGAACCGUUAAACACUCAUUAGUCGUUGAUGCCUUACUUUUGUAUUUUUGUAAUUCCCUUCACACUUACAUUUUUUUAUUUGGUGUGCAACAUGCAUAUGAUGUAUAAACAUUAUUUUGAAAAUGAGAAAUGUAUUGAAAUGCCAUUAAAUAUUAAUGGUCCUAAAAAUAAUCUUGUUUAUAUAUAUAUAUAGUUUCAUUAGGUUUUUGAGGUGAAAUAUGACCUGGACGUGUUCUUGACAACUGAAUGCAACGAAACUGAUAAACUAGAUCAUCUUUAUGUUCUGCUACUGAAAAUGUCAACGUUUUGUGUCCGUACGCAACAUUCAUUCUGAGGGUCGUGAAUGAAGCUCCUACAUGCUUGAAAACACUUGUAGAAAAAUACAGAACUUUCAUAAAUGAUCAAUGUGUUUUUCCUAAUGUGCACUGCUUGACCUUCAAAACUGAGGGGCAAUUAAAGAAUAAUGAAAACAAAA